Messenger RNA from Coregonus clupeaformis (lake whitefish), 3293 nucleotides. RefSeq names its product E3 ubiquitin-protein ligase RNF182. Lineage: Eukaryota; Metazoa; Chordata; Actinopteri; Salmoniformes; Salmonidae. Bases 777 to 1538 code for a protein of 253 amino acids. Gene Ontology annotation, molecular function: ubiquitin protein ligase activity. Gene Ontology annotation, biological process: protein ubiquitination. The transcript has a single exon. The record is from RefSeq and is a predicted model, not a curated record.
AUAUCACUGAAAAGCUCAGAAUUUCCUUUCAAAGGCACAACAGGACUUAAUACAGUGGUUUGAAUGGCUUCAGAGAUACAGACCAAGAACUGACGACCACUAGAGAGGGCAAAAAUGAAUUGCUGGGUCUCAGGAGGAUAUAAAACCAAACAGUAUGAACACAGUUUAUGUCACAGGGGGCCCAAUAUUAAACUUUGCAUUUUUGACAGAGUCUAUAGUUUGAACUCAUGAGCUGUUUUGAUUUAAUGAUGGCGCAUCCCUUCUGUAUAGCAUGAUGGCGGCGGACCUUGUUUUCUCUACAUCGCCUCUCGUUCAGACUCCCAGAGAGGGCUGAAAACGGUGUCUCUUGUCCUCUCCUUUCAACCCAGGCGGUUUCGACCAACCGAGAAGAAAGAUAACAACCAUGAACUGUGUGUUGAUCGCCGCCUUACUGUCUCCUCUCUCUGCGGGCUGAGCACAGAUCACUCCCGCGGAUUAACCCCAACCCUCGCAUCGAAGAGUCAUCACGAGCAUUACAUCACCCGAUUCCCACACCCCGAAGCGUAAAAUGAGACCCCAUUUCAUAUUUAACCAGCGGAUCUGAACACUGGUGAUGAUGGGUGACGCCUGGAUUUUCAUUUUUUGACAUCGUGGGGAUUAUACAAAUAUAUCAACAAUGUCAACGUAGGCUAUACAAUUCAUCAGAGAGAUGAUGUCGCUUUUAUGAACAGGGGAUAGACGAACACCGUCAUCCGCAUCUCUGCCUGUCGGCUCCUUUGUGUUCGUAGAGAAUGUGAAUGGCGAAAGAUGACAUGGCAGAGGUAGAUUCAGCAUCAAGUGGAGCGGAACCCACGGGCGGGCUGGAGAUAGCAUUCCCGUACGAGGAGUAUGAAUGCAAAAUAUGUUACAAUUAUUUCGACCUUGACCGUCGUGCGCCAAAGAUUUUAGAAUGCUUGCACACAUUUUGCGAGGAGUGCCUGACCACACUCCAUCUCCGCGAGGAGCGUCCAUGGCGCAUCAGCUGCCCUAUAUGUCGCCACAGGACGCCCGUGCCGGACUAUCGGAUACAAAACCUGCCCAAUAAUACCAAGGUAACGGAGGAUUUCCCAUUGUACAUUGACUCUGACCCUCUGCCUCAGGAUGCUUUGCCCCUGUACCCUCCCCCGUUGCACCCCGCACUCGUCGCCCUCAGGCGCGAGGAGACAUCGGGUGCGUCCACGAGCCAAGCUACCCCCUCCACUACCUUGUCCACGGCCACUACCCUCUCCCAGGACUCCGUGCGCUAUGACAGCUGUCAGAGCUGCAAGCGGGUUGCCCUGACUACGGGCUGUGUGUGCGUGAUAUUCUCCUUUCUGUCCAUGCUGGUUCUGCUCUUCAUGGGCCUGAUCUUCGUGCACAGUCACAGCAGCCCGCCCUCGCCCGCGGGACCCAUUUGCCUGUCGGUGGCCAGCAUCCUAGCCAUGUUCUCGGUAGUCGUCACGUGGCUGAUCUGCUGGUUAAAAUAUAGACCCGAUCACGAAUCAGGCCGCUCAUCUGGAACGAAUAGGAGGAACGCCUGAUAAUGAAGAUGAAGAUGAUGAUAAUCAUGAUGAUAAUGUACUGUGUGUGUGAUUAUGUAUAUACUGCUGUAUACUAGCACAAUGUCCCUCCCUUUCCUUUCCUUUAUUUUUUUUAUUUUUAGAAAUAAACAUUGUCCAGAACGGCCUUUUAACAGUAGGAUAUAGCAAACACCAUAUAAAGGCCUUCAUCUGCUCAUUGAGCAGUAAGCCUACAGUAGCCUACCAUUGAUAAAUUCAUACAUGCACUUGUAGGUCUACCUAUGGAAGGCUUAUAUGAUGAUGGGUAACCUUGCCUGAGACCUAGAUUAACUGCCUUUGCUCCCAUACUAGACUGGUUGAAUGCACAGAGUUGAGGACCUGGGUUUGAUACCAGUUUCCUGAAAAGUAUACAUUACCCACUAUGCCGCUCACUGUAUGAAAACCUGUCCUCCCUCCCUUGCAUCUCAAAGACGCACCUGCCUAUGUUAUUGUAUUGUGGGCUAUACAAUUCCACAUGCAUAGGUUAGAGAUUUUGUAUCACAGCUAUAACAGGCCCACUGUUAUUUGAGAAGUCACUAAUAUAUGUAAUUGAGAAGUCACUAAUGUAAGAUGUGUAAAUAGUACAGUAUCUAUGAAGACAGGAGAGGUGUCAUUACUGGUAUUUAAAUGUACAUGGUGUUUAGGUUACCAAGAGUAGGUCUAGAGAACAGGUGCCUGCUCCAUUCUUAUUUGAAAUGUGCUCCGGUGGUAGGCCUACACUUGUGUACAUCUCUCUGGCCUUUCUCCUGCCUGUGUAGUCAGAUCAUUAUCAUCUGCCAGGCCUCUGAAAGCUCGGGUUCUGCUCAUAUGUCAGAAAGCAUCCUCUUCCCUUCCUCCUGCCUGUCAACUGAGCAUCACCACCGGUCUGACAGACAGUGAAUGUGAAAGCAAGGUUCCUUCCCACCAUAUUGCUUUGAGUCUUGUUGUCAUUCACUUCAGAUCAUUGAUGAGCUUCUUGAAGAAGGGAGGUGGCAUUUCCUCAAUUUUCGAAUGAGGCGCUAAUUUACCCCUCUCUUUUGGGAGACUAAAAUGAGAUGGAUUGGAUUUGUCAAUAUUAGUCAAUAGGCCAGGGGUAUUGAAAUCAGGGCCUACAGUGCUGCAUUGGUUCCCCUAUAAUCAGAGACUGAUGAGUGGACUCUCUGUCCAAUCAAUGAUAUUAAUCAAUCACUUAACUACCAUAGAAGGAGAAAUAAUCCCAACAGUACUACUGUAGACCACAAGGUUUAGAUUUAUACAGCCCUAAAGCUAUUACAUUUUGUAUUUACUUUAAACUGUAUGUGCUCUGUGUAGAACAGACACUGUUGGGCCCACUUGCUACAGACGCAUGUCUUUUAGGAUUCACAUAAAAAUAUGCACAUAGGAGAAGGCUGGGAUUUACAGAGAGUUAUAUCCAAGCACUUACUGCCCUAACACAUUCACUUUAACAUUGCCUCACAAUCAAACAUGAUUAUGGACCUGGCCUCUAAAGAUUGCCACUCCUGCUUCAAUCAACCUGUCAGACUGUCAGUAUAACCGUUAGAAGAUGCACUUUCACCCUCUUAUUUGACACAAGUAAAGGGUUUAUAUACUGUAUAUUGUCUAUUAUUGUAUUCAUUAAUUAUGGGAAAAAAACAAAAAACGUAUGUUUUGGAGUUUGUUGGAAAUGUCAUUGUUGUUAAGGUACUAAAAUGUAUUUGCACAGAUAAAUGUUACGUAUGUGCUGUUUAAAACAGUUCAGUAAUAAAGAAAACAGUACGA